AGAGAGAGAGAGAGAGAGAGAGAGAGAGAGGAUCUCUAUCAGUAUUGCUCUUUAAAUCACACACCUUCUCUCAUCAUCACUCGUCUCCUGCUCUCUCUCAUUCCAUUGAAAUGAUCCGGGACUCUUCUCCUUCUCUCCUUCGUCUGGUCGUCUGUGUAACGUCCUCCGUCUUCUCACUGUAAGAUGGGAAACGCCUCUGAAACCUCCUUCAUUUCCAAGAUAUCUAAAGAGCAUGAUGUUCUUUUGGGGAUAAUCUACACCAUUAUUGGUGUGUUUUCUCUAAUAGGAAACACUGUACUGCUGUUGGUGGCGUUUCAGAAGAAGUCGUCUCUGAAACCGGCCGAAUUCUUCAUCGUCAAUCUGUCAGUCAGUGACCUGGGCAUGACCAUCUCUCUCUUCCCCUUCGCCAUUUCCUCCGCUUUCUUUCACAGAUGGCUCUUCACUGAAUCAGUGUGUGUGUGUUAUGCGUUCUUCGGCGUGCUCUUCGGCCUGUGCAGUCUCAGUAAUCUGACCGUCUUGUCCUCCGUCUGCUGGAUUAAAGUCUGCUGCCCGAACUAUGGUAACAAGUUCUCCUCAUGCCAUGCUGUGCUCUUGGUGUUCGGGGUGUGGUGCUACUCCAGCAUCUUCGCUGUAGGUCCUCUAUCAGGCUGGGGUCAGUACAACUAUGAGCCGUAUGGCACCGCCUGCUGCAUCGACUGGUUUGCUCCUCACAACAGCCCUCUCGCCAUGUCCUACCUCAUCUGCCUCUUCUUCUUCUGCUACAUUGUGCCUUGUACCAUCAUCUUCCUCUCCUACGCGUCAAUCCUGGUGACGGUGCGUGGGUCUCAGCAGGCCGUCCAGCAGCACGUGUCUCCAAAGAACAAGAUCACCAAAGCUCAAAGCCAUAUCGUCAAGCUCUCCGUGGCGGUAUGCGUGGGCUUCCUGCUAGCCUGGAGUCCGUACGCCGCCGUGUCCAUGUGGGCCGCCUUCGUGAAUCCAGAUGCAGUUCCUCCAAUAGCAUUCGCUGCAGCAGCAGUUUUUGCCAAAUCUUCCACCCUCUACAACCCUCUGGUCUACCUGGGCUUUAAGCCCAACUUCCGUAGGUCCCUCCAAAGAAGGAUGGUGUCCUCAAGCCUUCAUCAGACGGAGACGAUGCGGAAACACGCAGACAAGGAGACCUGCCAUUCUGCUCACAACUCCAGCGAACCUCACAAAAACCACCAGACUUGCAAGUACUUCCUAGAGCACACUCCUGCUCACUGUUUGGAGAUCAUGCCUCAGAGCACCAUCCGGAUCCUGACCGGCUGCAUGAACAGCGAGGUAGCAGUCAGUCAGAUGUCUAAUGAGAUACAGAGCGACUUCAUUUAGAUCCGUCCAAAGGACUUCCUUUGUGUUGAUGCACUAAGAGGAAGCAAAAAGCCUUAAAUUUACUGACAAAUAAGCGUUAAGAUUAUCCUUAGACGAACAUUGAAGGAACCUUAGAGAAGCCUUGGAGGAGCCUUGUAAGGAUUUUAGAGGAAACUUGGACUAAGCCAAGAGGAACCCUGCAGAAGAUUUGGAAAUACCUUGAAAACUUGAAGGAACCUUUUGAAAAACCUUUUAGGAAUUUUGGAAGAACCUAGAAGGAACCCUAAAGGAACUUUGGAGGAACAUUGGAGGACACUUGUUGUUCUGUAAUUAUAGUAAAGCUCUAUAGAAAGCUUCAGACUGGCUGUUAACUUCAAACAGUACUAAUGAUUUUAUAUAAAAAGCUGCUGUAUAAAUACACAUUUCCUAAAUCACGGCCAGAACCAGAGACCCAUAAUAAACAUGAUGGCAGAGGAUUUCUUCUGAAGUCAUCUUCAUGUUCUGUUCUGUUCUGUUCUGUUCAUGCUCAUGUUCUUGUUCUUGUUCUUGUUCUGUUCAUGUUUUAUUCACGUUCUG
Silurus meridionalis is the source of this 1902-nucleotide messenger RNA. It is a transcript of the gene opn7b, whose product is annotated as opsin 7, group member b. Gene Ontology annotation, cellular component: membrane. NCBI's taxonomy places the organism in Eukaryota, Metazoa, Chordata, Actinopteri, Siluriformes, Siluridae. The record is from RefSeq and is a predicted model, not a curated record. Gene Ontology annotation, molecular function: G protein-coupled receptor activity. Bases 184 to 1347 code for a protein of 387 amino acids. Gene Ontology annotation, biological process: G protein-coupled receptor signaling pathway; visual perception. The transcript has 6 exons.